AAUACCAUACCAAGCUUUUACCUAAUAUCCCGACUGUAAAUAUUAAUAUAUAACUUGUAAAUAAAGAUUAAAAUAAGCCAUAAUGAAUGGGAAACUUCUGUUUAACGCGAUUCGCGCUCUACGAAGCGGCGGUUGUAAUUUGUCUCAAGCGCGGAAGUAUGCCACUCCGCCUAAAAGGUUUUACAAGAAGACAUCUGUUCUGAGCAGCGAUGGAGGAUACGAGGUGGUGCUGGACCACCGGAAGCUAAAGACCCCCAAGGGGUCACCAUUCACAGUGCGCAGCGAACCCCUUGCCAUAGCCGUGGCCACUGAAUUUGAUGCCCAAAAGGAACACAUCGAACGAUCCCGCAUGCACCUCUCCGCGCUCUGCUUUACGGCCAUCGAUAAUCCGAACAAUCUAACCAAGCUGGACAUGGUUAACUACCUUCUAAACUUUAUCCCAACCGACACAGUCCUCUUCCAGUAUGAUGACGAGAAAGCUCUUCAGGAAUUGCAGCAAAAUGAAUGGGAUCCUGUUAUUGACUGGUUCAACCAACGCUUCGAGGUCAACCUUCAGAAGACCAUGAACAUAACGCCUCCCCAAGUCAGUGAGGCAGACAAAAUUAAAAUUGCCAAGCACCUUCAUUCCUACAGCUUAGAAACACUGCAUGGAUUUGUAUUCGCUGUGGAUACUUUGAAGUCCAUUAUUCUGGCGUGCGCUGUCAUCGAGCAAAUGCUGCCCGUGGAGAAGGCUGUAGCGUUGGCCCGCUUAGAAGAGGAGUAUCAACUGAAGUUCUGGGGCCGUGUGGAGUGGGCCCACGACCUCAGCCAACAGGAGUUGCAGGCCCGAUUGGCGGCCUCCGUGUUGUACGUUCACCUCAACUGUUCAGAUAGUUUUGUGAAAGAAAAGUUGAUUCUGUAAAUGUUAUAAGAAUGUUAAAUUUUAAUCAUAAA
Drosophila bipectinata is the source of this 933-nucleotide messenger RNA. Its product is annotated as ATP synthase mitochondrial F1 complex assembly factor 2 homolog l(2)k14505. Gene Ontology annotation, cellular component: mitochondrion. Gene Ontology annotation, biological process: mitochondrial proton-transporting ATP synthase complex assembly. The record is from RefSeq and is a predicted model, not a curated record. Lineage: Eukaryota; Metazoa; Arthropoda; Insecta; Diptera; Drosophilidae.